Molecule: messenger RNA, 6139 nt
Organism: Microplitis mediator
Lineage: Eukaryota; Metazoa; Arthropoda; Insecta; Hymenoptera; Braconidae
Gene: mib2
Product: E3 ubiquitin-protein ligase MIB2-like
Exons: 10
Coding region: 276-3116 (946 amino acids)
Biological process (GO): protein ubiquitination
Cellular component (GO): cytoplasm
Molecular function (GO): zinc ion binding; ubiquitin-protein transferase activity; protein binding
Source: RefSeq, a predicted model, not a curated record
UUUUUUUUAUGUGCACAAGAAUAGUUUCUAGUUGACGAAUAGAAAUAAUAAUAAUAAUCACAAUAUCUUCCUAUUCCUUGUGUAAUAAUUUGAGUGAUUGUAUUUUCAUUAAAUCAUCAAUAAUUACUUGUGAUAAAAGUUAAAAAUAUAACCAUUUCAACAGAUUUAAAGUCUACUACAAAAACAUUAUGAUUAUCAGGUGAAAUUCAUUCAGCAAGUAGUGCAUUGCCCGCUUGUUUUCCAGUGAACGGCGGUCGAUAUUACAAUAAUUUGAAAUGUUGGAGGUGGGAUUACGGGUUGUCAGAGGCUACGAUUGGAAAUGGAAGGAUCAGGACAAUGGAGAGGGUCAUGCCGGUACCAUAGUUGAAAUCGGCAAGCCACCUUUGCCACCAGGAAACGCAACAACUUCGAGCUCCAAUCCUACAGACAAAACACCCGACAAAACUGUAAUUGUUCAGUGGGACCAUGGGUCCAGAAGUAACUACAGAAUCGGUUAUCAAGGCUACUAUGAUUUACUUGUGUUCGAUAACGCAGCUGCUGGGGUCCAGCACAACAAUAUAAUUUGCGAUGGAUGUAAAAGACACGGAAUCGUUGGUAUCAGAUGGAAGUGUGCGCAAUGUCAUGACUAUGAUCUCUGUACCCAAUGUUAUAUGGGUGAUACACAUGAUCUGACUCAUAUUUUCCAGCGAUUCCAGACAGCUAACGCAGUAGGAGUCCAGUUGACUCCUAGAACAGGUUGCACUAAAAUACCAUUGAAAGGUAUUUUUAUUGGAGCUAAAGUCGUACGAGGACCAGACUGGGAAUGGGGAAAUCAAGACGGCGGUCCUGGAAAAACUGGACGAGUUAUUGACAUUCGUGGGUGGGAUAAUGAGAGCAGUCGUUCGGUAGCUACUGUGACCUGGGCAUCAGGAAGCACGAAUGUAUAUCGGCUUGGUUACAAAGGUUGUGUUGAUCUUUGUUACGUUGAAUAUGGAACUUGCGGGACUUAUUAUAAAGAACACUUGCCAGUUCUUGGUCAAUCGAUAAUGACAAUGACUGAGGAAAAUAAUGGCACUGGCCAGAGUGACAAUUUGGGUCAAUUAACGUUUAACGUUGGUGAUAAAGUUAAAGUAUUACGAGAUGUUGAUUCACUGAAAGAUAUGCAGGCUGGUCAUGGGGGUUGGAACCCACGGAUGGCUGAGUAUAUUGGAAAAGUUGGGACAGUCCAUCGGAUAACUGAUAAAGGUGAUGUACGUGUACAGUAUGAAGGAUGCAAUAACAGGUGGACAUUUCAUCCGCGUGCUUUGACCAAAGUAACGAGUCAGGAUACGUUUGUUCUCGGUGAUAUUGUACGAGUUAAAAAUGAUGCGGCGGCUAUUAAAAGUUAUCAGCAAGGUCACGGUGAAUGGAUCGAUGUAAUGAAGAGUGCAUUAGGAAAACUUGGAAAAGUUAUUAAAAUUUAUCCCGACGGUGAUCUUCGAGUUACAUUAGAGGGUCAUACUUGGACGUUUAAUCCUCUUAGUGUAGUCAAAAUUGCUAGUGGCCAAGGAGUAGCGGGUCAUCCUGAUGGUCAUCGUAUACAACAGGAAUCUGUAUCUAAUGAUGUGACUAUAGAAGUUGAAAAACUUCUUCGAGACGCGGCAAGAGGAGAAGCUGGCUUGACUGCAGUCAGAGAAUUCCUUAAAAAAUAUUCCGGAAAUGUUGAUAUUUGCAGUGGUAAAAAAACAUUUUUGCAAGUUGCUGCACAUCAAGGGAACCGUGAUUUAUGUGUUCUUCUUCUUGAUGCUGGUGCAUCAUUGAAAGCUAUUGAUGAAGACGGUGAUCCGCCAUUACAUUAUGCAGCUUUUGGAAAUCAACCUGGUGUAAUGGAAUUAUUAUUAAGUAGAGGAGCGCCGAUUGAUGCUAUAAACAAUAGUGGAUGUACGGCUCUCCAUGUUUCUGUAAACAAAGAAAAUUCAGCAUGUGUCCAAGUUUUAUUACGUCACGGCUGCAACGUAAAUCUUCAAGAUUCUUAUGGCGACACUGCAUUACAUGAUGCUAUAAGUAAAGAAACAGACAUCAUGUAUGCCUUGAUAAAUUACGAUUCAGUAGAUUUUACCAUACGAAAUAAACGUGGUUUCAAUGUUCUGCAUCAUGCGGCACUGAAAGGCAAUGCACAUGCGACAAAAAAACUUAUGAGUCGAGUUCAACAUCUUAUUGAUGUUAAAAAAGAUGACGGGUUUGCUGCACUACAUUUGGCUGCACUUAAUGGUCAUCGUGAAGUUGCCGCAAUACUUCUAUCAGGAACCAAUGGAAGAGCAACUGUGGACCUUAGAAACAAUCGAAAACAGACACCAUUACAUUUAGCUGUGUCUCAGGGUCACUGGUCUUUGGUUGAAUUACUUUUACGGCACAAUGCUGAUAUAUUAGCAACUGAUGAAGAUGGUGAUACUGUUCUUCAUAUAGCUAUAGCGAAAAGCCGUCAUCAUGCUGCCACAUCACCAACUUCAGAUAGUCGCCGUGAUGCACCAAUGAUUAAUGCUAUUUGGGAAGAUUUAGUAAAUGCAAAUGCUCCAUCAGAAUUAGCACUUGCGUGUUUUCUUGUGAGUGUAGAGAAUCAUGGCGCGUUUUUAAUGCAGGUAAAAAAUUCAAAAGGAAAAGUACCAGUUGAUUUAAUGCCAUUAGAACGAUCAGACAUUAAUUUUACUGAUCUACUUCGGUCAUACUUUUAUUUCCGUAGAAGAAAUGGACCCGAAACCGACAGUGCGUCUGUGAGUGUUGAUCAGCCAAGUUAUACUAAUACGCCUAUUGCCGAAGGAAGAAAUGAAGAAAGCACAAAUGGACCAUCAGUAUCUACUGAUCGAGUUUUAAAUAAAAAAGACGACUCAGUAAAAAAUGAAGACAGUUUGCAGAGUGAGGAAACACCUAAAAAAGCUGAAAUAAAGGAGAGAGAAAAGGACAAAGACUUGGAGAGACUGCGUUUUCUCGAGACAAGAGUAGCUGAUCUUGAAGAAGUUAACAUGUGCAGUAUUUGCAUGGAACGUAGACGCAACGUUGCAUUUCUUUGUGGUCACGGUGCAUGUGAAAAUUGUGCUGCGCCACUUAAGACAUGUCAUAUGUGUCGAAAAACCAUUACCAAAAAAAUCAAUCUUUACUAGACAAAUAACUUUAAUAACUUAAUAAUUCAUCUGCCAAACCCAAUUAUUCGAUAGUGAUUUUUUGCCUUUGACGCUACCCGCUUGUAGCUCAAAUACUUAUAAUCUGUACAGUGAUGUGCCAUAAUUGAGGUAUCAGUGAUUUAUUAUAUUUAUUAUUACUACAAUCACUAUACCUUUUAUUUAUCCUUCGAUAUAUAUUGUAUACACAUUAAUAUUUGUAUCAAUUUUUUAUCUAACUUUGUAUAUUCGUAUACGUCAUUUUUAAACGACAUUGAUAAUACUUUUUAUCAAUUUACUAAGAAACCAUUUUUUAUAGCUAAUUUAUGCUCUCUUAAUUAUCUUUUACAAUCUCAAUAUAUAUAAGAAAAAGACCUAGUACCCUAUCAGGGAACUAGUACUCAAUUACUCCAUGUAUUUGUAUAUCUAUAUUUAGUAAAUAAAUAAAUAUAUGAGUAAUUCGGGUACUAGUUCCCUGAUCGGGUACUGGGUCUCUUACUUUAUACAAAAAAGAAAAAAAAGAAUUUCUUGGCGCAAAAAAUUUUUACUCUCCCAGCGAUAAUGGGCAUUCUAGGGUUACCGUGGCACCGCUAAAUGUCCAGGAAUUUUUGUAGAACUCGACGAAACAAGACUUUCUUAGAGAAUAAAAUUUUUCGAUAUCUCGCUUAGUUUUUGAGAAAAAUGGAUUUCGAGAAAAAUGCGAUUUUUUCAAAAAGAUGAAAUAUUUCUUAGAUUUUAAUAUCUUUAAUUUUUUUUUGUAUUUUUUUACGGGAAGUGCAUUUAAAGACGAAAAUUUUGAAAAAAAAAAACGUCUGAAUUAGUCCAUUUUUGAAGAAGUUAUAGCUAUUUAAAAAAAAGUCUUUUUUCGUCGAGUUCUACAAGAAUUCGCGAUCAUUUGGUGGCGCCACGGAAACCGUAGACUUGAUAAAAAUUUUUGGAGACAAAAAAAAGUUUCUUGUCAAAAAAUUUUUUCUAGUCGAAAGAAAAUUUGUGUUUUUAUUUCAUAUUGUAGAAUUUUUUUUGCACCAAGAAAUCCUUUUUUCCUUUAUAAGGUAAGAGACCCAGUAUUCGAUCAGGGAACUAGUACUCGAUCUCUCCUCGUAUUUAUAUAUUUAUUUAUAUUUAUUAGGGGUGUGUGAAUAGUUCGAACUUACGAAUUAUUCGUAUCGAAUCAAAUCAUUUGAAAUUUUCAAGUUAUUCGUAAUUUUCUUUUGAACGGUUUGAAAUUCUAAUCAUUUUCAAAUAAUUGAAAUUUUUUCAGAGGUGAAUAGAGCUUAGAUAUGAGUCUACGAAAAAAUUAUUUUUAGUUACUUUAAAAACUAAGCUCUCCAUGAAAUAAAAAUUAAAUAUUUGAAAGCUGAACAAAUUUUCUCGAUUCGAAUCGAGUAAUUUAAAAAGUUACAAAUAAUUCACAAACUUUCAGACAAUUUUUUUUAAAUUCACGAAUAAUUUGCAAGCUUGCAAAUAAUUCUUAAAUUUUCGAAUCGAACAGAUGAAUUUGAUUUGAACCCGAUUCGCACACCCCUAAUAUUUAGAAAAAUUUAGUAAACAUACAAAUACAUGAGUGAUCGGGUACUAGAUGUCUUACCUUAUACAGAAACAAUUUUUCUUGACGCAAGAAAAUUUUUGUUUUCAUUUCAUAAUGUAAAAUUUUUCUUGCUUCAAGAAAUCUUUUUUUCUGUGUAUAUAUAUAUAUUAUUUUUUAUCUGAUAAUGGCGAAUUAUCUUAAAUUUUAAUGAAUGUAUUUACAUUAAUAUUGACACGUAUUAUGUAAAAAAAAAAAUUUUUAACUUUAAAAUUACUGUCCCAUGUAAAAAGAUUCAUUCCAAAAAGAUUCCAAAAAAGUUCCGCACGUGGAACUUCUAAAAAUGAGACCGAUUAGAACUUCGGAUGGAACAUUUUUGGAACGUUAGUAAUUUUGAUGGUAAAAAAAAAGUUUUAUGAGCAAACUUACAGUAAAAAAAAAAACGUUUUUGGAACUUUUUUGAAAUGUUAUAUAGACAUUCCAAAAAAGUUACAGAAUCACCACUUUUUACUUUUUUAUGGACUAAAAAAGACACUCCAAAAUUACUAUUGUUGCAUCUUUUGUAGACUAAAGACGUUCCAGGAACAUGCCAAAAUAGUUCAAAAAUCACUUUUGAAUUUUUAUAGAACAAAAAAAAACGUCCAUAAAAAAUUCCAAGAACUUUUUUGACUCUAAAUAUGCUCAUAAAACUUUUUUUUUACCAUCAAAAUUACUAACGUUCCAAAAAUGUUCCAUUCAAAGUUCAAAUCUAUCUCAUUUUUAAAAGUUCCACACGCGGAACUUUUUUGGAACGAAUUUUUUUUACACGGGGUACCAAUAUGGGUAUUUUUAAAAUCAUUUUUCACUAUACAAAAUUAUAAUACUUUUAUAAAAGAGAAUAGUUCUACAAUCCUUAAAUAAUACUGGCAUUUAGAUACAAGAACUAUUUGCUUUUAUAAAAAUACUUUGUCUUCUGUCACAAUUUAAAAUUAUUGUAUUAUAAUGGGAGAAAGAAAUUUCGAUUUGUAUUUUAUAUAAUAGUUUUUAUUAUUAUUUUAAUAAAGGUCUAAGGUACAAAAGAAAAUUUCAAUUAUUUUUUCUUUAGCAAGCAAUCUUAUUUAUUUUGGUACUCCAUAGUUUCAGUAUUCGUAUAUAAUACAGUAUUGAGCCAGUUUGCAAAACUGUAAUAAUAAUUGUUUAUAAUAAUGUCAGUAAUAAUUCUUUUCUAUAUAAACCUAAGGCAGUAUACUAUAGAUUGAUACAAUGUUUAUACUAAUAACGAAUCUCGCUCCAAAGCCCAAUACUGGAAUAGAAUCGUCUAAUUCUAGUUCAAGAAUUAUUCAUAUUCACACGUUUUUUAAAUUUUUUUAUUUCAUUUUCCCCCUUUGUAUUCGAAAUAACCCUACUAUAUUCUCCUUGCAAAAUUUUGCAUAAGAUAAAUAUGCAAGUAAAGCUUAAAAAUUUAUUUAAAAAUUAAAGGCUAAAAAAUUAUAUAUAUUUUUUUUUUAUCCGUCAAUAUUUU